AUGGGUGACUCGAACUCCAAUGCAGCGCACGCUGAGAUGCAGUGUCUUGUUCUUCAACCCUUCCCAAGGGUACCGCCCCUCAACGGCCUCUCCCGCGAGCAAAAGCUUGCUUAUGCCGCUUAUCAUCUUGAGCAGCAUGAGCAGAGUAUGAAAGACAAGAUACGUGAGACGGCGCUGUGUGCGCAAGAGUACGCAGAUGACGAAGCUGGACCGGGUAAUUCCCCUCAGAACAUACGUCAAGAGCCUCGCCCCGACGAACUUCGGGCUGCAAUGCGACUUGGCUGGAAGAGCCACAAGCCAAAACCAGUGGUCAGGACAAGUCGAAGGUGGCAGCCAGUUUUUGGCGUACCUCCAUCCAGUGAGCACGUAGGUAUCGCUAAGAGAGCCAUUGAGGAACUGGACAGCUUUGAUGCAAACUUUCAGCCCACACUGAGUGCAAUACAACGGGCUCAGGACAGUCGAAACGCAGGCAACUUUUCCGGGACGAACGGUGCCCCAACGCCCAUUGCAAGCGACUUCCCGCCUUCUCGCCAAGUCGAGCGAGAGGUAAACUACGACGCAACUAGGGAUCCGAGGGUCGGGGACCCAAGAGCCUUAUCAUGA
Molecule: messenger RNA, 603 nt
Organism: Letharia columbiana
Lineage: Eukaryota; Fungi; Ascomycota; Lecanoromycetes; Lecanorales; Parmeliaceae
Exons: 4
Coding region: 1-603 (200 amino acids)
Source: RefSeq, a predicted model, not a curated record